AUGCUCAGGCUUCGGGCGUUCCGUGGGGCGCUCUCGGCGCUCGCGAGCGCCGACGCCGGCGCCUCCCGGGCAUUUGCUGUCGUCUCCCCCAAUGUAGACAUCAGCAACGUGCCCGAGGGGCACCACAAGUCGGUCCUCAACACGGCUGUCUGCAACAUCGGCCUGGGCCGGCGCCGGGACGUGACGCUCCGGUCAGACGUCAAGUUCGCGGUCGGGGACUCCUUCAGGACGCUCCGGGAUACGUUCAAGGGCAAGAAGGUGAUCGUGUUCGGGCUGCCGGGCGGCAAGGUGUGCGACGAGCAGAACCUGCCCGCGUACCUCAAGUCGGCGCAGUCUCUGAAGGACCUGGGGGUGGACGAGGUGGUGUGCGUGCGGCCGGAGGGGCCCGAGGAGGUGCAGGGGUGGGCGGCGAAGCACGGCGUGGACCCGGCGCGGGUGUCGGUGGUGUCGGACGGGCGCGGGGCGUGGGUGCGGCUACUCGGCGUCGACAUCCCAGGGGGGUCGCCGGCGAAGCACCACCGGUACUCGCUGCUGGUGGAGGACGGGUGCGUGCUGCGGAUGUGCGUCGAGGAGCACCCGGCGACGUUCGACAAGACCAAGCCCGAGCGCAUGGCGGAGAUCUACAAGGAGUUCUUCGCCGGCGGGCCCAAGGUGCCCAAGCGCGGCUAG
Pedinophyceae sp. YPF-701 is the source of this 669-nucleotide messenger RNA. Lineage: Eukaryota; Viridiplantae; Chlorophyta; Pedinophyceae. The record is from the annotation of a GenBank genome assembly.